Saccostrea cuccullata (small rock oyster) is the source of this 2990-nucleotide messenger RNA. RefSeq lists its product as uncharacterized. The coding region runs from base 204 to 2990 and encodes 928 amino acids. Gene Ontology annotation, biological process: DNA catabolic process. The record is from RefSeq and is a predicted model, not a curated record. Gene Ontology annotation, molecular function: 3'-5'-DNA exonuclease activity; nucleic acid binding. Lineage: Eukaryota; Metazoa; Mollusca; Bivalvia; Ostreida; Ostreidae. The transcript is spliced from 12 exons. Gene Ontology annotation, cellular component: cytoplasm.
AAAGAAUUCAAUACGGCAGAGAAUUAAUAGUUUCUACAAAUAAUUAUAAUCAUCAUCCAUAGAAAGUAACAUAAUAACGAUUUUUUAUGCCAGAAAACAAACAUAUAAUAAGCAUUUUACAUUUCGCGGAUGUGAACCGGAUUACGAUAAUGUAAACAAAAAGCAGACGAGAAGUCAAGGUCUGCGCGGUAACUUUGGUUGAGAUGGUGAAACCAAAGUACAGACGCCAUGGGUUCGUCUCGAAAAAGCAGAAGGAGAGAUAUGAUAAAGUAUCUGCAGGGCAAUUGACUCGAUGGAUUAGGGGAGCUAUCCUUACAGACCACAAUUACUCCGCCAGUGCAACCCCUGUCAGCGUUGAUCACGAUCACGAAUUGCCAAAUUUGAAUAUACUGGAAAGAGAGGAGGUGGUGGAUGGGGAAGAAGUGACUACAUCUGAGGAUUGGAAGGAGGGGAGGAGAGUAGUAGAACUUGGAGUGUUAGCUGAGGGCUUGCGGGGAUGUUGUAAAUGUGGCUUACCAUUACAACUUUCACACACUAUUUCUGUGUUGACAUAUGGUUUAGCUUCUUUGUUAAAGGUCUGUUGCAGCAAUACAAAGUGUAAUCAUAUUAACCAUGUAAAAACGGGGAAAAAACAUGGAAGAGUGUGGGAUGUAAAUACAAAGCUAUCAGCAGCAAUUGUACAUGUUGGUAUUGGUGCAACGCAAGUCAACAGUCUCCUUUCUGAGCUGAAUAUACCACCUGUAAGCCAUGCCAUGCUGGACAAAAGACAGAAAGAGAUAGGCAGAGCUGUUGAAGAUAUUGCUGCAGAGUCUAUGUCUGAUGCUUUGCAGAAGGAACUGGAAAUGAUGAAUGAAGAGAUGAACGAAAAUGGACUAGUUGUUGCUGUAGAUGCUGGAUGGCAAAAACGGGGUAGCGGAAAGACAUAUGAUAGUUUAUCAGGUCAUUGUUCCAUGGUUGGUCCUCUCUCCGACAAAGUAUUGUCAUACUCUCUGAGGUCUAAGAAUUGCAGAGUAUGCAGUGUAGCUGAAUCAACCAACAAGAAUCCAGCAGCCCAUGAGUGCUCAAAGAAUUGGGAGGGUAGUUCAAAGGCCAUGGAGGCAGAUAUGGUUAUUGAGAUGGUCCAAGAUCUACAGAAAAGUAAAGGAAUAACCAUUGAUGGAAUCAUUGGAGAUGAGGACUCUACCACUAUUGCAAGACUGAAAGCUAAUGUCAAUGCUGAUAUUAAGAAGUUGUCUGAUAAAAAUCAUCUAAAGAAACUGUUUACAAACUCUUUGUUUACCUUGAAGAAAAAACAUUCAUCUCUAACUUUGUCUGUGAUAAAGUACAUUCAGAAAUGCUUCAGUUACUCCAUAGCACAGGGAAAAGGAAAUGCUUCUCAAAUCAAAGAAGACCUUUCAUCAAUUCCAUUACACAUAUUUGGAGAUCACCAACACUGCUCCUCAAGGUGGUGCAACUUCAUUAACAACCCUAACCUGAGGUACAAGUCACUUCCACAUGGAAAACCCCUGAAAGAUAGGUUCCUUCAGGAUGAUCUGAAAGAAGUCUUCAGUUCAUAUGCAAGUCAUUCUGAUCGUCUUUCAUGCUUAGGAAGCACACAGUCGAAUGAGAGUUUUCACAGAAUGGUGUCUGCAAAAGCCCCAAAGACCCAUCAUUACAGCUCUUCUUCAAGCCUCAGAUAUAGAGUUGCUGCAUGUGUAGCCCAGAAAAAUGUUGGACACAGAUAUCUUGUAAAGGUUAACAAGAAAUUGGGCCUCUCUCCUGGCUACUAUACUCGACGACAGUGCAUUCUGAGGGAUUUACAAAGAAAGCGACAGAAGGCCAUUUCAGUGACACAGAAAUUUAAAAGGAGAAGGAGAGAAUUGAAAGCCAGGAAAAUUCAAAGUAUUUCUACAAAAGAAACAAGGGAAGGCAUCAGUUAUUUAACAGGAUGUGAUCUCCAGCAGGCCUCUGACAUCGUUGAAAUUCCAGCUCCAAAAACAAUUCCAAAGUAUGAUCAUCUCCCUUCAAGUCAGCUGUUAAAUGCUGAAGAGAUCUAUUUUGAUUUGGAAACUACUGGACUCGCAAGGGAUUCUCAUAUUGUGCAGUUGUCUGCAGUUAGAAAUGAUGAGGUUUUCAACAAAUACAUCAUUCCAGAAAAACCAAUGUCCUCAAAAGCUACAGAAAUUACUGGAAUAAAAGUAGUCAACAAUAAAAUGUACCACAAUGAUGAGGAAGUUGAGACAGUCAGCAUUAAGGAUGCACUGAUCCAGUUUAUCGACUUCAUGAAGAAAUCGGAGUCAGAUGCUGUUCUAGUUGGACACAACUCCAAAGUGUUUGACCUUCCUGUGCUGUUCAACAUUUUGAGUAAAUUAAACAUUUUGGAGGCAUUCUCAUCUGCAGUCAUUGGUUUCAUUGAUACCUUACCUCUUUUCAAAAUUUCGCAUCCAAACCUUUCAUCAUACUCACAGUUACACCUCUUCGAAGAAAUUCUACAAGACAAAUACAGUGCGCAUGACUCAUUACAGGAUGUCUUAGCCUUGAAGAGAUUGUUGGACCAUACAGGACCUUCCCCUGAAGUCAAAUGCUGCAUCUUUCACUUCAAACUCUGCCUUUGCCAUAUUCCAUCACAAGAACACAACAAAAAGUCUAAUGAGCACACUAAAGCCUUUAUUGGACCAAAAGGUGGAGGACCGGUAGAGAAACCAUUAAGUGCAUUGUCACAAGCGGUUGAGGAGGGGGAUGGAGGACAUUCCAUCGAGUUCACUGCAAGGCCGAGUGGUGAGGAUUUUCAGCUCGACCCACAGCUCUCAACGUGCACGAGUCAGCCCAUUAUCCAAGAAGACGUGUCACUGCGUAUCUCGACCUUCCCGAUGCCGCCAAAUUCUCCAAGAGAAACUACAAAUACAUGUAACCUAGCCAGAGAGAAACUUCAACUCGAAGUUGAGAACCUCCGUCUGAGAAAUGCCCUUCUGAAGCAACAACUGAGAGACUUUAAUAAAAAGGACUUAUAA